This is a messenger RNA of Striga hermonthica, 1179 nucleotides long. NCBI's taxonomy places the organism in Eukaryota, Viridiplantae, Streptophyta, Magnoliopsida, Lamiales, Orobanchaceae. The record is from the annotation of a GenBank genome assembly.
AUGGAGUCCGUAGAAAGUAGUGACCAAGUCGAGCCAAGUGUCUCUACCAUGUUGAUGAAUUUUGACAACGAGUUCGAUCCUUAUGAUGCACUGAGCACACCUCUAUACCAGACAGCAACUUUCAAGCAGCCUUCGGCGAUAGACAAUGGGCCAUAUGAUUAUACAAGAAGUGGAAAUCCGACUAGGGAUGCCCUCGAAAGACUCCUUGCAAAACUUGAUAAAGCCGACCGAGCACUAUGCUUUACUAGUGGAAUGGCUGCUUUGUCAGCAGUUACACAUCUUCUUUCAACCGGUGAGGAGAUUAUUGCUGGAGACGACAUGUAUGGUGGUUCUGAUCGUUUGUUGUCGAAAGUAACUCCAAAAUCUGGAAUUGUGGUUAGGCGUGUGGAUACAACAAACUUGGAAGAAGUUGCAUCAACCAUAAGCCCCCGAACAAAGCUGGUCUGGUUAGAGAGUCCUACAAACCCUCGACAGCAGAUUUCGGAUAUUCGUAAAAUUGCCGACAUGGCGCAUGCUCAUGGUGCCCUUGUGCUGGUAGAUAAUAGCAUCAUGUCUCCUGUGUUGUCUCAACCACUGGAGCUUGGGGCUGAUAUUGUGAUGCACUCAGCUACAAAAUUCAUAGCUGGCCACAGUGACCUCAUGGCUGGCGUUCUUGCUAUUAAGGGACAAAGCUUGGCAAAAGACCUGUAUUUCCUACAGAAUGCAGAGGGCUCGGGUUUAGCCCCGUUUGACUGCUGGCUUUGUUUAAGAGGCAUCAAAACUAUGGCCCUUCGUAUCGAGAAGCAACAGCAGGAUAAUGCACAAAAAAUAGCUGAAUUUCUCGCCUCUCAUCCACGGGUGAAAAAAGUCAAUUAUGCCGGUCUUCCUGAUCAUCCUGGAAGAUCCUUACACUAUUCACAGGCAAAAGGUGCAGGUUCCGUGCUUAGUUUCUUAACAGGAUCACUCGCACUCUCUAGGCAUGUGGUAGAGAAGACCAAGUAUUUCAGCAUUACAGUCAGUUUUGGAAGCGUGAAGUCACUCAUAAGCUUGCCUUGCUUCAUGUCCCAUGCAAGUAUACCAGCAGCCGUACGAGAGUCGAGAGGCUUGACAGAAGAUCUUGUUCGUAUAUCUGUCGGGAUCGAGGAUGUGAACGACUUGAUUGCCGAUUUAGAUGUGGCCCUGAGAAGUGGGCCCAAAUAG